AUGACACAUGUAAAUAGGCACACGGCGAACACAAAGUCGUACACCGUCGCGAUCGCAUCGAGCGCCACCACAUACAGUAAGUACCCUGGUCUAGACACAAACGCGCCGGCGGGGUGGUCCGUUCGGGCGCGGCCGCCUAGCGCGGCGGGCUGUACUCCAUCUUCAGCACCGGCCCCCCGUAGGCGGCGGCGAAGAAGUCGGGCCAGAGCAGCGGCUGCGGCA
This is a messenger RNA of Iphiclides podalirius (scarce swallowtail), 222 nucleotides long. NCBI's taxonomy places the organism in Eukaryota, Metazoa, Arthropoda, Insecta, Lepidoptera, Papilionidae. The record is from the annotation of a GenBank genome assembly.